CGGGAAUGAGAAUACGCUCUCCGUCAUACAGAGGGUACGGCCUGUUCAAAAAGACCCAAGCCCGAGGGUCAUUGCAAGACACUCGAACCCAGGCCGGAAUGUAUAUCCAGGCUGUAAAAUCGAAUGAAUGUGUGUAGCGUAGACCACCCUGCCACAGCACACACAUCCUGUAAGGAUACCCCUUUGGACACAGCCUUCAAGGAGGUGACCCCCCCCUAGUGGAAUGAGCCCUUAUGCCCAGAGGCGUAGCGAGACCACAUGCCUCAUAAGCAACAGAGAUAGCUUCAAAUUAGAGAUCUAUAACUAUCAAAUUAGGAUAUCCCUAUAGGACAUAGGGAGGCCUUGGCUAAUCCGGGGUGAAGUCAAGGCAGGAAGGGGCAACAGAGAGCUUGUAGAUCUCCUACUAGCUUGAGAGAUGUCAGGGCCAGCAGAAGAGCUUCCUUUAGAGUCAGAAGCUUCUCAGAGGCUGACACUAAGGGCUCAAAUGCGGCACCUGACAGACCUUCCAGGACCACAGAAAGGUCCCAGGAAAGUAUGCAUGGUCUUCAGAUGUGCCUCAGCCGCCUAACACCAUGCAUAUCCCUCGAAGUUAGAGGAUGUUGCCCCACAAAGGCUCCUGAUUGUAGAAGCAGCCAACCCCGCUGAGAAAUGUCCUCGUAGGAACUCCAGGACUGUAGCUAUUGUGCAGUUCGCUGGGUCUAGCUGACGGUCCAGCUGACGUUCCUCACACCACGAGACAAAAAGUCACCACUUGAGCACAUACAAUUUCGUCAUGGAUGCCGUUCUAGCCUUCAACAUGGUCUCUACAACCUCAGUUGUGAGACCAGAAUCUAUAAGCUGGUGCCUCUCAGGGGCCAGACUCACAGUUUCCAUAGUUCUGGCUGAGGGUGAUAAAUCAGCCCUCCGGCUUGAGACAGUAGAUCCCUGCUGAUGGGAAUCUCCGAAGGAGAUUUGAUCAAAGAUGAUCAAACGUUUUCUUGUCCGAAUAUGUCAAAAAAAGCCAACAAUUUCCUUGGGGUGUACUUAUUUUUUCACAUGACUGCAUUGCAAACAUUUCUGUGCACCUUCAUAGAUAUUAAAGUACUGCCUUAUAAGAUUGGUUUAUGAGACAGCAUGGCCAAGUCAAUCCUAAAGAAGAAGAAGAACAAGACAGUGACAAAGAAGAAUGUGUCAUUUGACAUAUUUUUCAUUCCAGAGGCAUAUCAUUUACUUUCUGUGCGUUGAAUUAAAUGCAACGGAUGGGUGUGGUACAUUACAGGGUUGCAAAGGAGGUAUACUGGAUCUCAGCUCUGUAAGUCAGCCUAUUCUAGAGAAAGGCAGAGAGAGAAACAGGCAGAUAGACAGAGAGAGACUUAGGAACUCCUAAAUUAUGAAUUUAGGAAAUCUGCAAUUAUUCUGUGUAUAUGCAGCUCAUUGUCUGUGGUGCAUAUAAACAGAAUGAGCAUGGCCAUUGCAGAGAAAUACAUUACCUACCAGGCUGUCACUCCUUUACACAUUCUAAUAGAUGAAAAAAAGAAAACCCGGUAAAAGAGAAAACAAGAAGGAGGGGUGAAGAGAUCGGCUACAAAAUCUAUGGCGUGAGAGGUAGAGAAUACUGCGCCCUCCUUCUCUCGGUCUGUGCACGCACACACACACACGCACACACACACACGCACACACACACACGCACACACGCACACACACACAAAACAGCUAUUAUCUACUGAGUUUUCCAUUCUAAAGCUGGUCUCUCUCAGGCUCCCAGACUGAAAGUGUACCAGUGGCCGAGCUUUUCUAGGGAGGACGCAAACACACACAAGGAGUGGUUUAUGAGCAAAUCACACCCAUCCAAGUGCAGUGGAAGUAUUGACUUAUAUAGCUGUAGCAGUACAAACCAUUAUGAGCUUACAUUCAGACUAUGAACUUUAUGAGAAUUACGAUGGCCUUGACCAUUACAAUGACAGCUCAAACCACAGCUACUAUGAUGAGGACUUUGAAGACUACUACUCUGUGUGCGACAAAUCUGAUGUCCGCUCCUUUGCCGGUCUCUUCCUCCCAGUGGUCUAUACCCUAGUACUUGUGGUAGGCCUGGCUGGAAACUCCAUUGUUGUAUUUGUCUAUCUAUCCCAGAAGCGCCUACAGACAUUAACGGGUGUCCUCAUCAUUAACCUGGCCUUUGCAGACCUCCUCCUCCUUUUCACGUUACCGUUCUGGGCAGCAGAUGCUGUAAACGGCUGGGAGAUUGGUGUGGUGGCCUGCAAGAUAACCUCAGCCCUCUACACCAUCAAUUUCAGUUGUAGUAUGCUUCUGCUAGCCUUCAUUAGCGUGGAUCGUUACAGAACGCUUUCCCAGGGCUCCAGCAUUUACAGCAGGCCAUCUGGAAACAAACAAAGGAGACAGAAGCUGCUACUAUCCCUCCUGGUCUGGAUUGCAGCCUUUGUGUUUGGCUUGCCAGAUUUUUUCCUCACCACCGUUAAGCAGCACUCCUCUGGACACAAAUCCUGCAGGGCGGUGUACCCACAUAGUAUGGCACAAGCAACAAAAGCUACCUUGGAAAUUCUAGAGGUGUCACUGAGCUUCCUGCUACCCUUCCUGGUGAUGUUGUUCUGCUAUUACCGGGUGGGAAAAACCCUGAGUCAGGGAGCAACCACUGGAAUGAGAGAAGUACGGAGGUGGAAGGCCUUCCGGGUUCUGAUAGCUGUUGUGGGGGUGUUUCUGUUGACACAGCUGCCAUAUAACAUUGUGAAGCUUAUACGAACCCUAGACAUCAUCUACGCAUUUGUGACAAACUGUGACGUCAGUAAAAGACUGGAUCGGGCCACUCAAGUCACAGAGAGCUUGGCACUCACACACUGUUGUGUAAACCCAGUUUUAUACGUCUUCAUUGGCUCGUCCUUCAAGGUGCAUGUGCUAAAGAUUGCUAAGCGCUAUGGACAGACUAGAAAGAACCAUCAUCACGAGCACAGGCAACCUGCAGUGGAGAUUGUGCUAAAAUCACAGACCCGCACAAACAGCAAUGCAUACUCAGAAUCAUACGAUGAACAUACAAGUAGCUUUACUAUCUAGUGCACAAACCUGAUUAUCAGGGACUAAACACUACAUUAUAUAUAAUGCAAAUAUGCUACAGGGAUAUUAAAGCAUUUAAUAAAUGGAAAGAUUUGAAAUUUGGGGUUCUAGAUACUAAACUGAGUGCUCUGCUGACCCAGAAUUACAUUGUGAUUUUCAGAUUGUAAUACAAGAGUAUGGGCGGGGUAAGUUUGUUUCUCUAAAUUUUGAUAGGCAUCAAUAUUCAUAAUUACAAACCCAAACACAUCUGAAUCUAAUGUACGUUGGGGAAAAUCAGAACAUUUUUCAGAGUUGAGAAGACGGGUCAGAUCGGAAAUGGAGCACAACUUCCUCUUUUUUGCUAAUCUUUAUAUAACAUAACAUAACCUAAUUGUGCAUUGUGACCAUGAACACAUGUGGCUGUGCAGAAGUAUGUUAAUUGACGGUUUUAUGUAUUAAAUGGGUCAGGGUCUCAUACAAUUUACAUAGUACUGGCUGGUUAAGUUGGUAUUCAUGAUUGCAGCUUUCAGUAAACAGUUCCCAGCAGCACAGCUGCUAAUUUUAUUAUGCCCCCCUGUACUCUGUACUGUUAUAUAUUAAUUUCUGCUAAUUUUCAUAAAAGGUGCAAUAAAUCACAGAAGAGCUCUGUAUACAAAAUCUCAACCAGCAAACCCACAAAUAAAUUCAGCCUGCAACAGCGAGUCAAAAAAUUAUUAUUUUUUUUAAACAAAAACUCAAAAAUAUGUUUGACUUGCUAUAUCCAUCUGUGAUAG
Ictalurus furcatus (blue catfish) is the source of this 3797-nucleotide messenger RNA. It is a transcript of the gene ackr4b, whose product is annotated as atypical chemokine receptor 4b. The transcript has 3 exons. The record is from RefSeq and is a predicted model, not a curated record. Gene Ontology annotation, cellular component: membrane. Gene Ontology annotation, molecular function: scavenger receptor activity; chemokine receptor activity; chemokine binding. Bases 1879 to 3045 code for a protein of 388 amino acids. Gene Ontology annotation, biological process: chemotaxis; immune response; G protein-coupled receptor signaling pathway. Lineage: Eukaryota; Metazoa; Chordata; Actinopteri; Siluriformes; Ictaluridae.